Messenger RNA from Exophiala mesophila, 1615 nucleotides. RefSeq lists its product as uncharacterized. NCBI's taxonomy places the organism in Eukaryota, Fungi, Ascomycota, Eurotiomycetes, Chaetothyriales, Herpotrichiellaceae. The transcript has a single exon. The record is from RefSeq and is a predicted model, not a curated record. The coding region runs from base 98 to 1408 and encodes 436 amino acids. Gene Ontology annotation, biological process: chromatin remodeling. Gene Ontology annotation, cellular component: Swr1 complex. Gene Ontology annotation, molecular function: nucleosome binding.
CCGACAUUGCCAAAGUAUAGGGCCACAUCCUCAUAUCUCCAAUCUCACCCCUCUCCAUCCCCCCUCCUCCUUCCAUUCUUUCGAUGCACAUAUCACCAUGCCACUCAUUGAAGAAUUACCAGUAACAACAAACCACCACCGAGCCACCCACGGCUGGACCUACGUACCCGACAUUAGCUCGUCUCUCCUCAAUCCUCCACCUCCUCCCGCAAGUGGCGCGUCAUCCUCCUCUGCCGCCGCAGCGCUGAAAUCACGGAAACGGGGACGCGAUGGCGUCGCCAAAGCCAAAGAAGCCACCGCAACAUCUAGAACAGGAACAUCAUCACCCUUUCAGAAAUUGUCGGCGAAACAGGAAAAGGCCAUCCAACAACGGUUAAACGACCUGAACAAAGAGAAUGCUCGAGACAUGCACAUCCCCAUUCCCAAACGAGAGGCUGGCCCCCCUGGAUCAGCCAGGGCCAAAGACCGUAAACCAACUUCCAGUGUCAGGCGCAUCCUCGCAUAUAGCCGCACUUUUCAACAUUAUCUCGCCGAUGAGGAGGCUGGUGUCAAUGUCUAUGGCAACGCGGGGACUGCUGCCGCCGCAGCGGCGGCAGCGGCAUCUGCUGCAAGUGGGAGUGUAGCUCAGGCAACACUGGGCAGGAAGGGCGAUGCUAAAUUAGGGUCGAAGAAGAAGACAACGAGCGCGAAAACUGCGGCAGGAGGCAAGAAAUCCGGGACUUCGAAUACAAAGCAAUCUGGCGGGCUUGAUGUUCCUCCAACACAGGCAGUACCGACAUCGACACCGGCCUCGACGUCCAUCAAAGCUGAGCCGGAUACAGACAAACCCCAGUCCAUGGAGACGGGCGAUGUCGACAUGACAGAUGCACCGAAUCCAUCGACCACUGCUACACCGAAUAAUGUCGGAACUUUAGUACAACAACCAUCACAAUUACAAUCACAGCCGCAACCGCAACCUCAGAUAAAUCAACAAGACGCCACAGCACCUCCUCCCGCUGUUCCAUCAACAUCACAAACAGAACAGCCACCACCGUCGUCAACACAACCUCAACCCCAGCCCCAGUCCCAACCACCACCACCACGCAUCCCCUCCCCAUCCCUGGACUCGAAUCCCCUCCUCAAAACCCUCCAUCUCCCACUCCGAGCCUCGACACGACUCAUUACACAUCUCCUCUCAGAACCACCACUAUCCUACCUAGAAGCACGGGCCAAACCACUAGAAUAUUCUUCCACGACCAUCCAACCCACCGGCACCAACACGCUGAUGGCCAAACCGGCCCGACACUUUUGCGUCAUUUGUGGAUAUUGGGGUAAAGUCCGGUGUGGAAAGGGGUGUGGCGAUAGGGUUUGUGGGCAGAUGGAGUGUUGGAGAGCGCAUGAAGGGGUUUGCACUUUGGGGGCGUAUUGAACGAGGCAUGGAGAGAUGGAGAGAUGGAAGGAAGGAUAGACUUUUGGGUUUAACCAUGAGGAUAUCAUAUUUGUGUUCUUGAGUUGCUGGGUGGAUGAUGAUUACCAUGACAUGACACGAAACGUAAUGAUCACGACGGGUUGCAUGCCGAGUACUGUAUAUUAAUUAGUUAUUGUAAGAUCAAAUCGGCGGUCUUUGUUCUACGCC